Molecule: messenger RNA, 2533 nt
Organism: Porites lobata
Lineage: Eukaryota; Metazoa; Cnidaria; Anthozoa; Scleractinia; Poritidae
Source: the annotation of a GenBank genome assembly
AUGGAUGAGCUUGCUGGUCAACUGGAUCAACCAGGCUAUCCUAGGGCCAGUUACUGGGUCCAUCUUGCUUCAGAAUUCCAAGUUCCGGAGGAAGUUAUCAUGAAAUGCCAGCACAGUUUCGAAAGUAGUCCAAGCAAACAUAUGCUUGAGUGUAAAGAGGGCUUCGACACUAACUUCUCUGUCCAAGCACUCAAAAAAGGACUAAGAGCCAUCUCAAGAAACGAUCUUGUACAGAAAGUAGACAGUUGUCGUCUUCCAAGUAAGUUCCCUAAUGAAUUGCAGCAAGAAAAGAUAAAGGUCCUUUCAUCCCUUCUUGAUUCAAAGGCGAUAUUUUAUCUUCUAGUCUCUUGAUUGCAGUUAAGUUUUGAUUGUAGUCUAACCACUUUAUUUGCUGUGCAGAUUUUUGAGCCAAUAAAAAACUCGGAGUCCAGCUUCUGUGUGAAUAGGGCCGUCUCAGUCUUACAGCUCCCAGUUGCUGGGGCCUGGGAUAGGCGAGAGAAAAAGAAAAGCGAGACAACUCAGCAGCAGCGGAGAGCAAACAAUCAGCUCAUUUUAUUUUCAGUGUUUUCUUUAUCUGUUUUUCCUAUCACUUUUCCUGCCGUAAGGAUCAGUCUACUGUUCUAAUUUUAAAAUUAAUUAAUGGUCCAGAUAAGAAGGAAAGAACCAAACGCAAUGCGCACGUCGGAAUGUAUAAUGGUCUAAUGGUGCUAAUUUUACUAUUGCCUCUGAUAAAUUCAGUGACUGGUUUACACAUCAAAUUUCACGGAAUCUUCGCAAAGCAGCAUGUAUGUUCAUCCCUUCUUUUCUAACCAGCUUCCUCAUAACAAAAUCUCGUCCGAGUCUGAAUAACACAGAAAAAAAAACACCCUUUAAAAUGGAGUUUAAAUAUAUUUGAUGUCGUUAACUGCCUUAAUUUGUAGGUUUAUGCAAAAAUAAAACUGAAGAACACGUGCACUAAUAUAAAUGCCCUUUUUUACAGCCAGUGCAACAUUACGGGAAUUCCGUGAGAGACAUCCAACCAUUUUUGAGAGUAUUUGUCUUCAAAUGGACCACCACAACAACUGGAAAGCUUUAGGGCUGAGCAUAAGUAUUCCAGAUGAAACACUGCAACAAAUUGCGACAUCCACCAGCUGUGCGAAAACAGUCUUUGACAUCAUUGAAAAGAAAAACCCCAGACUGACAGUAAAGGAGAUGCGAGAUGUCUUGAAAGAAAUGUUGAGAGAAGAUGUGUGCAAAGUGCUGGAAAAGUAUCUCUUAGGUAUCAUUUUCUACUUCUGAUUUUCAAAAGCUCAUAGAAACAGAGCCGAUUAUUUUGACUCGCAGUAAUAGAUACAAUUGCACAACCUAAUAGCUCUUCUUUUUGAAUUUGUCUUUUAUUAAUUAAUUCAUCUGAAGUGACAGCAGACAAUAAAUGAACUGAAACUAUGGGUGCGUUCGAUUGGGAAAUCCGGAUUUAGAUUUUCAUUAUAGGUGGUUUUCACGUUACGUCAUCGCCGCCAUGCUGGUGGACGGUAAACAAAAGAUCCUUCAUUAGCUUGCUUUGUUUGUCCACCAGCAUUUGUUCAUUUCACCAUUGUUUUUUGUGUCUCCCGAGAUUGCAUGAAAACCACCUAUUUACCAUUUUAAGUUUUACAAAGUGUAAUAACGGGAAAAACAGAAUUCUGAAUCCUUAUUAUUUACAUCAAAGCGACAAACGUUUUCACCCAUAAAUGUAAAUUCCUUUAAUUUCACAUUUUGUUGAUUGUCUAACCGACCGACUGAUUGAAUUUUAAAAAUUGCCAGUCUGCAGAACGGGUGUUAUUUUUCGCGUUUUUCAGGCAAGAAAAGGCAGGCGCGUAUAGCGAAGGCGCGAGACACGCGCGAGGGGCCACACCCGCUUCGUGCUUCGCUCGCCCUAAAAACGUGUAAAUUUAGCGCCUGUUCUACAGGCUAAUUAAUUGAUUGACCGAUCAUUGACCGAUCAUUGACCGAUCCGGUUUAUUUUCCCUUUCCACAGAUAGCCACACAGCUGUAAAUUUGCGUGAAAAUAUAAAUUGUUCGGAAGAGGUUGCAAUCUUGUUGGAUAAAGAAACACCAGGAAUGAAAAACUGGCUGCAUUUUGCUCGCAAGCUUGGUGUAUCCAAAGAAGAUUGCGACAAUUUAAAGCCAAAAGGAAAUCCAAGCCCGACCAAAGCCUUAGUGGAACACAUCGUUCAAGUUGAUCCGGGCCUCAAAGUCAAGACGUUUAUCGAAGCGCUGAUGAAGAUGCAACGCAUAGAUGUCGUCAAUGCUUUGGGAAAAUUCAUUUGAGGUAAACAAACUUUUUAAAAAUGUGAAGUUAUUUUUUUCUUAUUUUUAUCAUUAUUCCGCUUUUGCAUUUGCUGUGUUAGGUCUUGAUUAAGUUUACGUUGUUUGUUUUCUCUUCUCUCCUACCGAACAGCUUCAACAGCUAAACAAGCGUCCGACAGGGCCGAACAUUAGUUGCACUGCAUCAAGAAACAGGUUAUAAGCUGUUACUUGAGGACCUGGAUGUAAUUAAAGAAGCAUAACUCCC